Molecule: messenger RNA, 1104 nt
Organism: Camponotus floridanus (Florida carpenter ant)
Lineage: Eukaryota; Metazoa; Arthropoda; Insecta; Hymenoptera; Formicidae
Exons: 1
Coding region: 268-1041 (257 amino acids)
Molecular function (GO): nucleic acid binding; zinc ion binding
Source: RefSeq, a predicted model, not a curated record
GCAAAAGAGCAAGUUGAUUUUACUACGUUUAGAGCAGGACAUUGGUGGAUAUGGAAUUUUAAAAAGGUUCAUCACAUUACAUCACGUAAAAUAACAAAAUUUAAAUCGCAAUCUAAUUCACAAUCUGAUAUACUGAUACGUCAAAAUGCAGAAGAAUUUGUGAAAACUGUAAAACCACAUAUUGAUGUAAUUGGUGAAGGAUCAACUUAUAAUGCAGAUGAAAGCGGAUUUAAUCUAGAAAUACAUUCUGGAAGAACAUUAGCUAAUAUGGGAGCAAAAACAAUCGAAGCUACUAUUCAAUCUUUAUCUUCUAUAAGUCACAGUUAUACUAUUAUGCCAAUUAUAUCUGCGGAUGGAUCUCUUCUUUCGCCUUUAUAUAUAGUCUUGAAAGAAAUUACUGGAUCAUUUGGUCCACGAGUAGAAGAAACCCUUUUUCGACCUGUUAAUGUUUACAUUGCGGCUUCAAAAUCCGGAAAACUUACAACUCAACACUUUAAAAUUUGGUUUUUAGAAGUAUAUCUUCCAAAUACUAAAGAGAAAAGUUUGCUAUUGUUAGAUUCAUGGACAGGCCAUUGUCCAGAACAAUUAAUAGAACAUAUACCAAAAGACAAACAAGUAACUAUUUUAACAAUACCAAAGAAAACAACUGCUUUUGUACAACCUUUAGAUGUUUUUGGCUUCAGAAUCUGGAAAAAUUUUAUUCGAAGCUUUUCUGAUAAUGUUAUUUUACAUAAUUACGAUGUAAAUUUACAUUUACGCAAUAACAUCAUAAAAUUACAGUCUUUGACACAUAAUCAACUUUCUUCUCCAAGAUUUAAAAAUUUAUUUAAAUAUAGUUGGUACAAAAGUGGUUAUUUAUCAACAAGGCCGGAAAAGUUUGAGAAUCCAAUCAAUUAUUGUUAUUUUAAAGAAGAAAAGAAUAUACCAAAAUGCAGCAUUUGUGGUAAAAUGGCUUUUAUACGUUGUGCGUGGUGCAAAAAUUAUUUUUGUUUUGACCAUUUCUUUGAACAAUAUCAUUAUUGUAACAAUUAUAUAAAAUAAAUAUCUUAUUUCUGUUAAAAUAAAACCGAAAAGAAACUGUUCAUAAAAAUACCGGUUUUAUAU